GGUCACGAUUUGACAUACGUGGAAGUGGAAGUGGUCAAAUUGCUGAAAAUAAUAAAUAAUAUUAAAUAAACCUUCGGGCCUCAGCUGUGACUUUCUACCACAUUAAGUAAAUAAGAAGUUGGAAUCAGAAUUCUUAUACAUUGGAGUCUGAGAUUCAGAUUUUUGUGUUCCAACUUGGACUCGACUAGUUAGGCCUGCGCUGCCUGCUGUAGCCUUCACUACUACUAGAUCUAGAUCUACUAAUACUACUAUUGCACCAACAGAACUGAUUAUGACAGCUCUACACAACAGACAACCAUUUAAAGAACAGCAAAUUUUUUGUGUUUUAGCACAGGAGCUGUCGUGCUUGUUUCUCCACCACUCACCCACUAUCGAGGAAAACAGUGUCUACGUGUAUGAACCAACAAAAGGAAAACUGUGGUGGCUCGUUGUGGACUAAAUUUAGCCAUAAAAAUUAUGUAAUGAAAGUACCAGCUGAUAUUAAUCUUACAAAGUUUGAUCGUCCGUGAUUGGUCAAAGAACUUUCCAGUGUGUUGUUUUUUUCUGAGUUUGGGAAGAGUGACCAGCAUAGCAAGUACUGAUUAAACUCAACAACUGUUCAAAUAAUUCAACCCUAAUGCUGGUUUGUGUGGACUUAAGUAACAUUAGAAAAAAAAACACAAUUAUAAUCAUUUUAUUCAAACAUAAUUGUGUGGGAAUAUAAUUCAUUGUGUAUUACGUACUUCCUACAAUCGGACUUCAAAUACACAUUUUCUAGCUCAAAAACAUUUAGUUGUUCAUGUAAUUUCAAGUUUUCAAAAAAAAAAAAUGUUGAAUAGUUUUGUUUAAUGAAAAAACUCAUAAAAGAAAAAAUAUAAAUUUCACAAGUUAAUAACAUCUAGUUUUGAUAAGAUCAAAUUUACUCCAAAAACAAAUUCUAUAGACCCUCUUCAAUACUGGGAUUUUAAAUAGCAAGAACUUUCCCUUCACAAUGUCUGAACCUCAACAGACCCAGGCUAAGGAGCCAGAGGUUAAGAGAGCUAAGCUGGCUAAAGCAGGAGACAUAGAGUCUGAACCUCAACAAACCCAGGAUAAUGAGUCAGAGGCUACAGCCAGUCUGUCUAUAACAGGAGACGUAGAGUCUGAACCUCAACAGACCCAGGAUAAUGAGUCAGAGGCUACAGCCAGUCUGUCUAUAGCAGGAGACGUAGAGUCUGAACCUCAACAAACCCAGGAUAAUGAGUCAGAGGCUACAGCCAGUCUGUCUAUAGCAGGAGACGUAGAGUCUGAACCUCAACAAACCCAGGAUAAUGAGUCAGAGGCUACAGCCAGUCUGUCUAUAGCAGGAGACGUAGAGUCUGAACCUCAACAAACCCAGGAUAAUGAGUCAGAGGCUACAGCCAGUCUGUCUAUAGCAGGAGACGUAGAGUCUGAACCUCAACAGACCCAGGAUAAUGAGUCAGAGGCUACAGCCAGUCUGUCUAUAGCAGGAGAUGUAGAGUCUGGACCUCAACAAACCCAGGAUAAUGAGUCAGAGGCUACAGCCAGUCUGUCUAUAGCAGGAGACGUAGAGUCUGAACCUCAACAGACCCAGGAUAAUGAGUCAGAGGCUACAGCCAGUCUGUCUAUAGCAGGAGACGUAGAGUCUGAACCUCAACAGACCCAGGAUAAUGAGUCAGAGGCUACAGCCAGUUUGUCUAUAGCAGGAGACGUAGAGUCUGAACCUCAACAGACCCAGGAUAAUGAGUCAGAUGCUACGACAUCCAGUCUGUCUAUAGCAGGAGACGUAGAGUCUGAACCUCAACAGACCCAGGAUAAUGAGUCAGAGGCUACAGCCAACCUGUCUAAAGCAGGAGCCAUAAAAUACAAAUCUAGCCCAAACGAUCAUUCAAAACUGGGAAUGAUAAAAAUGCGUCGCUCUGUGUCGAUUGACCACAACCACCAUGAUGCAAUGGAACGUGAGAAAACAUUCCCAGAGAAUUUUGCUGAUAAAUCUCAACAUGCCCAGUCGGGUUAUAUUUACCAAACAGAUGGCAACAUCCAGUGCUACAGCUGUGGGUCUAUGAUAGAAGAAUCGCAUGAUGAAGCUUGUGUGUUCACACAAAUAACUACAAAAAGUGAUAAAGAGAACUUCCAGAUCAAUAAUAACAAAAUAGACACCAACGGUGGACUAAUUUGUCCUUGUAAGUCUGCUAUUAAAGCUAUCCUCUACUCCAACUGUGGCCAUUUACUUUUCUGCUCUAAGUGUUUUCUACAACAAAUCCAGAAGAAUACUGCAGAAGACAUUGUAAGAUUUGGACAUGAACAGGUUGAAAAUAAUUCAGAAUUUAGCGUGAAGUGUCCGAGCUGCAGUCAAGACUCCAGCCAUGUUGUGGUGGUGAAAGUAAAAGAAUAAAAUCAAUGGACCAGAGACUUUUGGUUAACAGACUAAGAUCAUCUCCAGGGCCCUUUAGUGUACAAACUUAGAUCCACUCAGGUGCCCUUAAAUUAUGAACUCUGAUUGUGGGGGCCUUGGUUUACAAACUUUAGUCAUUUCUUGGACAGUGAAUAUUUAUUAAGGAUGUACCAUUGCAAGGCAAGCUUCCAGUGGUUCUAGGCUCACAAAAAAGUCAGUAGGGGAUGAAUCAGUCAUGUAUAUUAGUGCAUAAAUAUUUUAACAACAUAUGGAGUUGAUGAUGAAUGCUGUAGAUAUCAAAAUUAUCCCACAAAAAAUAAGAUAAAGCAAAUAUAUUUAGAUGAAAAAAUUAAAAUAUUUCAAGAAAGUUGACUGACCAUCAGUCCCCCUUUAAUCUGUUUAUGUUUUAAUAGCUUUUUGUAAAUGUUUAUCUUUGUUAUACUUUUGCUUCUAAGUUGCUUUAUCUUAGUGUAAGGUUUGCCAAACCCCACUUUCAUUACAUUGGGACCACUGUGUUUAAAAACAAUGUUACCCAGCGAAACUGGAAUUUUUCUAAAAAUGUUGAAGGCAAAUGAACUGAUCUAAAUUUAUCUGUGGAAUAUCCUGAAAUUUAAAUAUUGCACCUGAAGUCUCAGAAAAACAGCAUAUUUUUAUAGCGUGAUACUUACAUAGUUUUACUUCGGCACAAUCACACUGUGCCUAUCUCCGGUGACUUCCUUUUUUUAAAAAUUAGAAUGUGUUGGUGUUGGGAAACUUUCGCUCAAGUCAAUGAUUGGGUGGAUAGUGAACCAGUUCAUGACUGAAUAGUUGUUGUGGAAAUUCACUCAUUGUAAAUUGAAAAGUUAACAAACUUGUAAUUUGUUGUCAUAUGUCCAUCCAUAGGUACAACAUACAUUAAAUAAAUAGCUACUUAAUUUACUUAGGCUCAGUAUUGUUAAGAAAGAAAAAUUUCAAUUUAUUUAUAAAAUUUGUUAAAAGUUUACAUCCAUUCCUUUUUGUGAUAUGUAAGUGUAAUGAAAUUGGAAAAAAACAAAUUCAGGCAAGAGAAAAUGUUUAGCCUGUAGUUAAAAUAGAUUCCAUUAACAUGAUGCAUAUUAUUUAAUGUUUUAAUAUAAUUCAACUGCUGUUCAAAGUAUUUUUAUUUUUUUUGUCAUUUGUGAAAGCCCUUCUUUAAGUUUUGAAGUAAAAUUAAAAUGAGUUUAAGACCAGUUCAGUAAACCUAAUAAAAAUGUACAUCAAAUUUUUUAUUAUUAAGGAACAAAAGAAAACCAUUUUCUAACUCUCUACAAUAGUUAUAAUUAUUUCGCACUAUUACAAUUUUGUGAUAAAGCUAAAAACACAUAACAAUGGUAUAAGUACAGUAUAAGAUUUGUAUUCAUUAUUUUUGUUUUAUGCACAAAUUCUGCAUUAAAAACUUUUCAAAUACAAAUUAUUAACAUGGUUGAGAAAGAAAUUAACCUUUUACUUUUUAAAAGAAAAUUUCAUAAAUAUUUCCUUUGGUGGAGUUACACUUCUCUAAAAGUUCCAUAGCUCAAUUUGUCUGUCCUAUUAUUCAAAUUUCACAAUUGAAAUAAUAUGAUUUUUUACUUAUUAGACUAUAAUAACUUAAAAUAACAUUGAGGUUCUACUUUCUUCAUUUCAUGGUGAAGGGCAAUAUUCAUGUGAACUUGUUACUCAUACAUAUGAAACACAUUUCUAAUUGUAAAAACCUCAUUAUAAUUAAUUAAUUAGUAAAAUUUGAGCCGUUUUUAUGCUGUAUUAUUAAUAUGUUUUCAUGAAAGCAAGAAAUUGUUCUGCUGUUUAUCAUUAUCAAAAUUCCAAUUAGGCUCCACUCUACUCAUUUUGUUCUUUGCUUUAGUAUGUUAAUAUUUGAGGCCCCACCAAUAAUGAAGGCUAGAAAAAAAAAAUUAUUUACACAUUUUUUAGAUCUAUACUUCCACUAACAGUCCCUAAAACCAAACCACACUACUUUGUUUCACUUCUGGCUUAGCUUAUUUCUUAUUCACAGUUACUUCCAUUUUUACCUCCCUUUAUUCUUAGUUUACCUCCCUUGGUUAACAGUUCACUAAAAAAAUGUUUACUCUUUAUGGCUGUUUAUGUAUUGAGUUUACCUCAUUUGAUAUGCAAAUCACUCUUGUUGCAAUUCACACUCAUCUGUCACAUAAAUAUUUUUUAAUUUUCUAUUAGCCUACUUUAUGCAAAAUUAUUUUUUUUAAUGUAGUAUGUAGCCUAAGAAUUUUGUCUAUGCAUUGUGUUGAAAUGAUAACAAACUUGACUGGGCGUUUAAACAAAAUAUGAUCCUGAUACAAAAACCAUUAUAUUCCUUUUUCACAAGCAAUUUAAAAAAACUCCAGCUAUUAUUAUAGUGAGGUGGUUUAUUCCAAUUAUAAAAGCAACACCCUUUCAUAAAAAGAAAAAAAAAUUGCCUGUUUAGAAAAGAAAAUUUGUUUUCUUCUAAUUUAUUGUUUCCAAAACAAUUUUAGAAGUUAAUUAUUUAGCUAAAAAAAAUUUAGUCGUUUUUUCUGCCCUUAUGGUGCUGUCCCCAAGGCCAGUAAUAUUUUGAAAAUACAUGUAACAGUUAUCCAUCCCUUUCACUUACAAAGGUGUUCACUUUAGCAUGGUUUUGUAGACAUGUAUACAUUUUUGUUGCUUCCUUAUUAUUUACACUUUUAUAACAAGACCGAUUGCUAAACUGUGUGAUCUCUACCUCUUUUGUGCUAUUUAUAUUGCAAUACAGAGGGAUUACCUAAAAAAAAAACUUUAUUAAUAUAGUCAGGUUUUUUUUUUUUAAUUGAAUCUAUAAAUAUUGCUUUUUAUAUAUGUUAAAUAAGUUAAAUCUGCAAGCAAAAUGAAAGUUAGUUUUUAGAAUUUAACCAUUGUUUUAAAUUAAAGGAGGCCUAUUUACAUGUUUGUUUUUUGCUACUAGCUCAGAAGAUUCCAUUUAAGAUCACAGGUUUGACUCAAGACUGUAGCAUGACUCUGAGUCCACCCAACUCUGAUGGGUACCUGAAUUAAGUUGGGGAAAGUAUAGGCAGCUGGGUAAAAUACUGACCAUACCAUCCCUUCGUAUGUCAAAGUCAAGAAACAUGAACUCUACUUCAUCUGCCCUAUAACCUUUAGGUCAGAAAGUGGAACUUUACUUAUUUACAUGUUUAGAAUAAAUCUUUGACAGAUUUAAGUAUCUACCAUCUUAUCAAGCUAAUUUUUUAACCUUUGUCGUAGUCUGAUCACAAAUAUUAAAAUAAGUUUAUUAUUUUUUUAAAGCUGUAUACAUGUUGAUGCUGGUACCAAAAUAAAUAUGAA
Molecule: messenger RNA, 5677 nt
Organism: Physella acuta
Lineage: Eukaryota; Metazoa; Mollusca; Gastropoda; Physidae
Product: putative serine/threonine-protein kinase samkC
Source: RefSeq, a predicted model, not a curated record